Messenger RNA from Dibothriocephalus latus, 2529 nucleotides. NCBI's taxonomy places the organism in Eukaryota, Metazoa, Platyhelminthes, Cestoda, Diphyllobothriidea, Diphyllobothriidae. The record is from the annotation of a GenBank genome assembly.
AUGGACGCCAUGCAUGGCGUCAAGGCGCGACCUACUAAAAUUAUGACAAAUCAAUUGGAAUACAUUAAGAAGCAUGUUGUGACGGCGCUUCAGAAGGAUCAGUUGGUUUGGCCAUUUCUUAAACCAGUGGAUCAUCAGAAGCUCAACCUUCCAGAUUAUCCGAAAAUUAUCAAACAUCCGAUGGACCUCGGCACGAUCAAACAGAGGCUCAACUUAAAAUUUUACAAAUGUGCAUCUGAGUGCCUGGAUGACAUUUUCACGAUGUUUCGCAAUUGCUAUAUCUUCAACAAGCCCGGUGACGAUACGAUGAAACGGAAGCCAGAUCAGUCGAUAAUUGACGAGUCCCCGUCAACUCCGCACUCACUGGAUGGAUCACGGGAGCGCCGUCAGUCGAAGAAAGUGAAAGUUGAGGAACGGGUGAUCGGAAAACGUCCCCGUCUCAGCGAACCGCUGAAACAGUGCAGCAAUUUACUGAAGGAAAUAUCGUCUGCAAGAUACAGGCAUUUAAACCAGCUUUUCCUGAAACCGGUAGAUGUGGAGGGCCUGGCAUUGCAUGACUACCAUGAUAUAAUCACUCACCCAAUGGACCUCAGCACUGUGCGUUCGAAACUAGACAGUGGCGUUUAUGUAAACAAAAAUGAGUUUGCAGCGGAUAUACGGCUUAUGUUUGCGAACUGUUAUAAGUACAACGGCGAGGACAGUGAGGUCGCUAAUGUCGGCCGCAUGUUACAAGGCAUUUUCGAAGAGCAGUUUGCGAAAAUCUCAGAUGAUGAUGUCGAAAUUAACCAUGCCGUCGAUUGCCGUACCCCUGAGGGUCUACAACAGCUCCUACAGGCGGCCGUGAAGGACCAUCAGCGACUUAUUUCGCAAUUUACAAAAUUUGGGGAGGACUUGCAGAGGUCUGCAGAGACUCUGAAUUCCAUCCUCUCUUGCUUGAGUGCCUCUAGCGAUCAGAUGUCCCCGAAGCUGCCUAAGAAAGUAGCUCAUCCUCCAGCUUACGGAGCGCAGUUUGCCACUCAUGUCAACGCUGGUGCUGUUUUCGGAAAUUCACGACUCGGUGUCCCCGAACCUUAUGAAGAAGUCAACAACAGAGCCCAAAAUGCGGUUGCCUAUCCACCUGCAGGUCCGGCUGCGGGCGUACCCCAGACUGGGCCCUCGACCCAACUGGCUCCCGCUAUCGCUACGGCUCAAAAUACCUUACCGAUGCCUUGCUAUACCACGGACGAGGAAUUUUCCACUGAAGCCAGUGUCCGCCCAAUGACGUACGAUGAGAAGCGCCAGCUUAGUCUUGAUAUAAAUAAACUCCCUGGAGAGAAACUGGGUCGCGUUGUACAAAUUAUACAACAGCGGGAGCCUUCUCACAGGGAUUGCAAUCCCGAUGAGAUAGAGAUUGACUUCGAAACGUUGCAGCACUCUACUCUUCGCGAGCUUGAACGUUACGUAACGUCUGUCCUUCAGAAGGCAAAAUCAAGCGCACGGAAGUACAUGAAAAAGAGUAGCACUGGAGCAGCUCCGUCCAAAUCUCGUGAAGAAUCGAUGAAAAAGAAAGAGGAGGAGCUAGAGUCGCGUCUGCGACAGAUUGGCGGAAUGCCCAUGAACGCAAGUGGUUAUCAUCCUAUGCAGCAAGGAAAGAAAAAUCAGUCUUCUAACCGGUUGAGUGCCUCUUCAAGUUCGUGUGACUCCGAAUCUACUACAGGCUCAAGUGAGAGUGACUCCUCUGACUCUAAAGCGGAUAGCGACGGGAAGGGCCACAGAAAAUCUCCGGCUCAGGAGGCUCAUGCGGUCGCACGUUCUUCAGCAGCAGGUAUGGGUGUCGAGUACGACUUACAACCACGCAACCGUUCAGGUGGUCCCGACUCGGUUCGCGCAGAAAUAGGCGCCUCCCGCGCUCCCGAUGACGGCACUCGUUCCGUAAGCAUGGCCUCUUGUACCCUCUCUAGAGAAGCUCCUCAAAACGCUGCCAUAGAGGAGCGCAAAAUUGUGCCUCCUGCAGCGGAGGAUUCUUCUGACUCGGAAUCGGAGACAGAAACCACUGACCAUUUCCCCCAACCUGUUUGGGCCAGUUCCGCAUCGCAAUCCAUGCCUGAUCUCUCGUCCACCGCAAUGGGUACCUCGAGUUCUUUUUCCGUGACCAUGGAAACCGCUCCAGGGGAGCAAAAAUCACAUAAAGAGUAUCUGGAAAAACAGGCUGCGGCCGCUCAGAUUAUGCUCGAGGCAAAGCGGCAGUCUCAGUGGACGUCGAGAGCUGCUGAGGAACGCGCUGCCAGGGAGCGUGAGGAGGCGGAACGUCGUCGACGUGAACAAGAUCAAGCUCGAGAGGCAGAACGAAGGAAAGAAAACGAAGCUAAGCGUGAGGAAGCUGAAAGGCGGAAGAAUAUUGAACUGAGAAAGCGGGAGGAUAGGCUUGCUCGUGGGGCGAUGCCGGCGCCGCCUGAGCGAUUAAAUGCCCACGAACUUCUUACCGAAUUCGAGUCAACGAUUGACGUUUCCUAUAUUGACGCCUGUUUUGCGAUGCGCCAGUGCAAUUAA